Pomacea canaliculata is the source of this 3097-nucleotide messenger RNA. RefSeq lists its product as uncharacterized. NCBI's taxonomy places the organism in Eukaryota, Metazoa, Mollusca, Gastropoda, Architaenioglossa, Ampullariidae. The coding region runs from base 1315 to 3039 and encodes 574 amino acids. The record is from RefSeq and is a predicted model, not a curated record. The transcript has 14 exons.
CGGCAGCCAUCAUUGUCCGUUGUUGUCCUCCGUAGGGAUUUGUCCUACAAGACAUCAAGACCAAAUGGGGAAUAGUCGUCUGUCUUAUCUCUUGUAGACCAAAUGGGGAAUAAUCUUCUGUCUUUUCUCUUGUCGAUGCCAACAAUAAUUCCGUUGACACAUGCAUUGACCAAGUUGUUCGUCACCAGACAACGCAGUUACCGUCAGACGUUAUCGGUCAACUGGCAUUUCCGACAGGCUUCGUGCCUGCCCUUGACAAUGUGAGCUUCUUCUUCCUCUCCACUCUGCUUCCCUGGUGUCACUGAGUGCUUCUCCUUAUCUUGUGAACUCGCAGGCCUGUGGUGACCAUCAUCCAUGCACUACGUCCUUCGACAUCGUGACCUGAUGUGCUCGAGAGUUGACAAUCCUCUCAUGAAGUCCUGACUUAGCUAUGUAAGUUACAAAAAUAUUGCACUAUUAGUGCUUGUUGGUUAGCUCGUCAAAAAUAAUGCUGCGAACAGGCAAUGGUUACUAAGCCACACCACUCGUGAUCAAAGGCGGCGUGUUUACCUGUAGAACAGUAACGGCUCUCGGUGACGUGGUCAGCUUCCACAGCUUACUUAUGGUUCCACUCCCGUCUGUUCCUUUCUUUCUUCGACUGUUUGUAGCUGAAUGGGGUUCAUGAAUUAAGUGAAUCUUACGAAGCUUUAGAGGUAUAGAUAACAUCUGAAGGCAUGAUUGUGAUAUUUAUAGAGGUGCUGACUUUUUUUAUUUUUCGUCAGUCGAGUAAAGCGUUGUAAAUCUGACAGGUUAUUUAAUUUCAGUUUAUGCUGCACGAACACACACACACACUCACAGACACGCAGGUGCACAUAUUCUCAGUCCUCACCCACCAUCGCAACUGUCACUCACGAUUGUAAGUCCUUUCACACAACAAAGCCUCACCGGCGACCUCCUGUCUAUCCGCUUAUCGCCUCCUACAGAAACUCGUGAUUUAUGAGCAGAAUAUCGCCAGGCGCUGGGUGAAGUUGUUUGAGACGAGCUGAGCUUCAGUGCCGACAAGUGAAAGCAACAGCUUGAGAGACAAUCUCUUGAUAUGCGGCAAGUCUGUGCACACCUGGCGCACUGGCACACUGUCGUGACCGGGUGGCAACGGUUAUGUGUACGUUACACGUUUUGCUUUUUUUGGAAUCCCCGAACAGUAUGAAGGAAGGGGGACUGUGUUGUGCCUACGAAUUGAGCGGGAAGGUGAACUAAUCAAGGAAACAUAUCACAUGUAUACAAGUAGAACUCUCCUCGAAUGUUGAAUGCUGGUGUGUAGCCGCGAUACAGAAAAUGGUUCACCUGCGAUAUCCAAGUCGCAAAGACUUUCUUACCUGGGAUGAACUUGGGUGCCUAGCAAGGAUGCUGGGGUUCCCACAAAACAUUGUGAAGGAGAAUGUACCGCCUGACCUGACAGUACAGAAAGAUGGCAUGAGUCUCUCUCAGCUGGAGCGGAUGAUAGAGCUGAAACUCUUGCACCAGGCUCUCCAUCGCAGCUUCAACAUGCACACAGCAGACUGGAACCUUUGUGUCAUUCGCAAGUCCAUAUCACUUCUACAUCGCAAACUGUUUAGUUUCGAGGAACUACGCAACAUCCGGUUGGCGUAUGCCACGUACGAAGCCAGCGACAUGAAGGGACUCCGACUGCAUCCACGCACUCUCCUGAGAACACUUAAGAUGUGUGACCGGGUCAUCUCGCCCCUGAAGCUGAUGCACCGCGUGAAGCACAUGCGAGGCGGACUGGAGGAGGCAGGUCGCAUCCAGCUCUACGAGUUCUUUGAUCUCGUCCUCUGGUGUGAUCGUGCAAAAGCGUUUCACAAAGCGAACGUUCAUAUUGAGACAACGGGACGAGAGAAGGGAACAUUUCCUCUUGAGGAUUUUGAGAACCUGUUGUCUCAUGAAGACGAGCGUCGGGCUCGCUUGCUGGACCAUCAGUACCUGGCGGAAGAAUGGGACUUCGGGCGAGAAAAACACGGCAGUAAACACAUGUUCAAAGGAGAAGUGGUCUUCUCAGCAAACCGCAUCAAACAGACGCAGGACCAAAAGCGGAAGUACCGUCAUUUAAAAACAGAAAUCAACCAAUCGCAAAGACGUGUGUACAGAGCGCAUGCUGGUUCCAUUCGAGAUCGACCAAUCAGCGCCCCGAAUCUGUCGACGUACAGAACACCACGCACUGCGCAGGCCUCGCGCGCAGCCACAGCCACAGCUGUGUACAGGUCUGUUCAGAGACGCCUGCACUCCGCCCCGUUUACAGUUUCCGCGCAGACGCAAAGGUCGGGGCACCCCACCGUUUCACAGUACGUGCGGGUGGACACGCCUCACGUGGUGACCCCGGCGGAGAUCGACGAGGUGCAACUUAAGGUCGGCAACCUGCACUUCGACAUCUUGACUCUGGAGAGCCGUUGUCAAGUUAAUAUGGAAGAGGAGAUGGACUUUUAUAUCCCACAUUAUAAACAACGCCUUCUUAGCAAAGACUCAGCAGUCCCAGUGUCAUGCGAGGCGGAGCCUGUGAAGACCUCAGAUGCAUCACCUGACGAAAGGCUUGGUGGCUGGAAAGGAGGCGAUGUGGCAGGAUGUCAGAGGUCAACUAUUCCGACAUUUGGUCGAUCACCUGUUGGACAGCUGACGGCACGGCCAGACGCAGCAGCUACUGCAAGACAAAACAAUGUGUCCAACAACAUGACCACAGCACCAGGCAGGUCACUCAGACCAUCCUCGACCUCGUCCACAGAAAGGCGAGACACAGAAAGACGACUUGCAUGUAUACGAAACUUGGCCGUUACAAAUCAUCUACCUCGUGCUAGCUCAUGCAAAGUUCAAACCGUCAGUAAGACAAAUGCUGACGACGGGAGCAAAGACUUCUCAAGGAACAAGUAUGAAUCUGUCAAGACCUUAGCUCUUUUCUCAGCCCGUUCAUCACCUAGCACUUGUUUACACGAAAAUGCGCUAAGUCUUAGUCAUGAAAAUCGUGUAAAUAAACUUCCGCAUGGAAACACAAAAAUUAAAGCGGACAAUUGAGGAAAAUCAAAACAUUCUUUAGAUAUAAGCUGUGUGUUAAAACAGAACAAACAUUUCA